CUAAGAAAUGGCAAAAAAUUUGGUCAAAAUUGUAUUGAAAUAGAUUCAAAAUAUGAUUUAAAUAAUAAUAAGGUUCCAGUAUUAGUAUUUGUUACUGAAAAUAACAGUGACUCUAGAACACCACUUGCUUUUGAUAAGAAAAUUAUUGAAAAUUUAAAAGAAUUAGAAUAUUUAUUAAUAUAUGAAGGAGAUACUGAUAUAGCAUAUGAUGAAAUAAUCAGACUCUAUUAUUUACAAGAAGAAUCGGUAUUUUCGCCAAAAGAUAAUAAUUCUGAAUGUAAUUUAGAUCCUUUUAGACCACCAGAAUUGAAACAUAAAACUAAUAAAGGAGCACUACCAAAAGCUGUGAUAAAAUCACGUAAACUAUUACAGAUUCUUCAAACCUCUCAAUCAAAUUCUCAAAAUGAAACCAAUUCUUUUGCUUCAGAAAAAAAAAAUACUAAAAGAGCAAGAAAAAAUCUUCGAAAUACAAAA
Molecule: messenger RNA, 474 nt
Organism: Funneliformis caledonium
Lineage: Eukaryota; Fungi; Glomeromycota; Glomeromycetes; Glomerales; Glomeraceae
Source: the annotation of a GenBank genome assembly